Porites evermanni is the source of this 10594-nucleotide messenger RNA. The record is from the annotation of a GenBank genome assembly. Lineage: Eukaryota; Metazoa; Cnidaria; Anthozoa; Scleractinia; Poritidae.
AUGGGGUUCGGGUUUCUUUCCUACACAAGAGGACAUAAAGAAUGCAAUGGACGAGAAACUGGCAGCGCUCUUUCAAGAGAAAAUGAAAGGAAACUGACGGUUUCUGGCAAAUUAACUCUCUUGGACAGAGCUAACUUUGCGGUAGCCUGCAUGCGCAGAUGAGAAGCCUCAUCACUUUUUCGGGUGGAGACGACCGACGACCGGAAAUAUGCUAGGCUGCGUUCGCAGGCUAACAGUGAUGUUAAAAUAUAGAAAUGAGAAUAGAAAAAUGAGAUAAACGACAAACGACGAAUAUAAGCUAAUAGGGUGUAAUAGGUGUUUAAACUACUCUUUACCAUUGCCUAGUUCCCUAGUUUUAAAUGCUAACCGUCAACUGCCGCUUAAGCUUAUAAACCCUGGGCUUAUACAUCUUCGUAAGGGGUUUUUGAAAGGCUUAUAAACGGAGGGGUUUAUAUCCGAGGGGGGUUAUCACCGGAAUAGAAAAGGGCUUCAAAACAAUUACAAUCUAUAGCAAUAAGGUGAUCAAAAUUCGUUUUGGAAAUUUUACUGGUUUUUUUUAUUAGCUUCAAAAAUAAUAAAUCGCAUUAGAGAAAAGAAAAACUAGAUCAGCUAGACUUGUCCCAGGGAAUAUUUAACAAUUAAAUAUUUCAAUUCCGAUAAAAUUUUAAAGGCUUUGGUCUUUUUAAUAAACGUACAGCAUUAAAAAUUUUUAUUCAUCUCACUUGUAAGUAAUUUUGCAUCAUUCUGUCAUACUAAAGAUUUCCGCUGGCGGCCAUUUUAAAAAUGCCCUUGCCCCCUUCCCCCCCUUCCCCCCCGGGAUGGUCAUAUCCAUUGCCUAUAAUCUUUAAAAUGUUCCCCAAAAUAUAGCAUUAGUGUGCCAAGUUUCAUGCUUUUAUCAUUAACCCUUUAAGUCCCAAUGGUGACCAACAUCAAUUUUCUGCUAACCAUAUCCAUAGAUUGUCCAGAGAUUAGGUUAUAAGAAUUCAUAAAUUGAUCACCUAAGAGAAAUGCUUUGAUCUUUUAUCAAAUUCUCUCAACACAUUCUUUAAGGAAAUGUAUAGAGAUCAGUUUGGAGAAUUUGUAUGUGGAUACUGGGGCUUAAAGGGUUAAGUGCACAAUUGACCUGUCAAAUGGCACUUAUUCGCCGGAUUAUAUUGACUGUCUGUUUUUUAUUUAUUUUGCCAGAAAUCUUUUUUUUUUUGAAUUUUACUACAAAGUUCUAUAUUUUAUUUAUUUAUUUUUUUUCAAAACUUCAUUAAUUUACUUUUUUCACCGGAUGGAUAAAUUAAAAAUAUGUUGGAUAGCAGUUUAGGUAUUUAUUGCUGAAACCAAUAUUAUGUUAGCAGGCUCUUAGUUAGAAAGAACAGUGCCAAAUAAGUAGAGGUCAUUUUUUGUCGUAGUACAAUUUUUUAUACUAAUUAAACUAGCCUAGUGAGCAGCACUCUGCGUAGACUGCGAGCAGUAUCUUAUUUUUCUUUGCAGAGUUACUGCAUGCAAAACCUAAGCAAGCAAGCGGCGAAGUCGCUUGCCGCGAGAAACGAGGGCGUAAGCCCGAGAAGAAAAAAUAAGAGACUGUCUUUUCUCGUCUCGUCUAUAUAACAACAUCGUGGUUUGCAAUCGCGCUGGAUGAGAUCAAGAACUAGACGGAUUUUAAGAGAAAAGGCGGACUGCAAGCAGUCUACACUCUGCGAACAGUCGAUGUAAAACUUGUUUAUUCUCCUUCACGUUUUAGCUGAAACCGUGGCCCAAAAAUGUUAUCACGCCUUGCAAAAAAAUGUAACAGCUGCGCCUGUUCCCUUUCGUAAAUCCGGCCAAACCUUCAAUGUUUGAGACCAUCAUUAUUUUUAGUCAUAUUAUGGCUUGAAUACAGGAGUUUAGUAAUUGAAUGUAAGAAGAAGAAGUCUACGUUAGUUAGACGAGUCGCGUAGGAGAGUGCUGCUCACUAGUUUAGUGUACAAAAUUGUAAAAAGAAUGUGGGAACAACUGAAAAUGCUCUCCACUUCAUGAUUUAAAGCACGAGCAUUCCUUUUUUACGUGGAAUUGAACCGCUCAUCCGGCUUCCGAAGACUGGACUGGAAGCGACUUUCAAAACUUAUAGUCUCCGUAUCAGAUGGGUCCAGUCAGUUAUCGGAUACUCGCUGAGAAGUAUAUAUGCAUUCAACACUUAUCCUAAUAAGAAAUGGCCACGGAUGAUAUAAAGGUAUGUAUAUGAGCUUAAGUACAGUAAAACUUGUUCAGAACUCCCGGAUAACUCCGACUUAUUUCACUUUUCCUUGAGUCAAUUUUCAGUUAAUUUUAACUCGCAUAUAUUUUGGCCUCCGUUGAAUUGAAUGUUUUUUCUUCCCUUGGAAGUUCAAGAGAAAGAGGGUUUCUUCCUGAACAAGUUACCCCUUGAAUCGAUGGAGAAAACAAACGUUUAUAAUUAGUUACUGUGCUUCCUGCCAAAAAAAAACAACCAAACAAACACGCACACAAAAAUAGUUGGAAUAAAACUUCAAAUCUUUAAAGGUCUGAGAAGAGGCUUCGAGAUCAGAGAAAAACGUCUGCCAAAGGAUGACGAGUUGCACGUAAUAUCGCCUUUUUGUAAUGUUUUGUCCUGCCUAGAUUUAUAGCUUAUAAAGCUAUAUGCGGGGAAAAUACAGUAUACUGUAAAACCUUAUCUUUUUUACAUAAAUACAUUGUCGUUUGUUGGAAAAAAAAAAUGUCGAAAUGUACCUUAAGAAAUGAAAUUUGCCGACACUUUGUAAGUAAAUUUGUGAUUUUCCUAGAAAUCGCUAAAUCAAAAUGCGUCAUAGUCACCAAAUUUAGACGUCGCAAAAUAACGUGCCAUGUCAGGGACUAUAAUAACACGGCCCGGCAUCUGACGUCACAGGUUGCACAUUCAUUCGUACCAAAAGCUCUAUUACUGUCGUAAAUAAGGUAGUAAAUUACCUUUGAAUAAAUUCUUUAAAGUCAUAUUUUCUAGAAUCCCUAAAAAGCUGUGUUUUGAAAGGCGAAAAGUUUAAGUUUUAAGUUUAGUGAUUUGAAGCGUGUUCGUGGUAAAAGUCAUGUAAUGGGACUAUGGUUCACUUUGGUAACCGGACUGAUAUCACUAAUGUCGAGGCCGUAUUAGCGCGUUUCUGACGUUUGAGGAAGUCGUAAUGUUAUGAAAUGAUUCUUGGUAAUUUUUUUUCAUGUUGUUUAAAAUAAAAGUAUUGUUUCCCAUAAUUAGUUUACUGUCUAACACGUGACCCACCCUAUAUCCCGGCGCGUGUACAACUUGUUAGUAAAUCAAUAUUAUCUGAUUUGUUACGCAUUACUUACCCAUAACUGUNUAUCCUAAUAAGAAAUGGCCACGGAUGAUAUAAAGGUAUGUAUAUGAGCUUAAGUACAGUAAAACUUGUUCAGAACUCCCGGAUAACUCCGACUUAUUUCACUUUUCCUUGAGUCAAUUUUCAGUUAAUUUUAACUCGCAUAUAUUUUGGCCUCCGUUGAAUUGAAUGUUUUUUCUUCCCUUGGAAGUUCAAGAGAAAGAGGGUUUCUUCCUGAACAAGUUACCCCUUGAAUCGAUGGAGAAAACAAACGUUUAUAAUUAGUUACUGUGCUUCCUGCCAAAAAAAACCAACCAAACAAACACGCACACAAAAAUAGUUGGAAUAAAACUUCAAAUCUUUAAAAGUCUGAGAAGAGGCUUCGAGAUCAGUCUGCCAAAGGAUGACGAGUUGCACGUAAUAUCGCCUUUUUGUAAUGUUUUGUCCCCCCUAGAUUUAUUAAUAGCUUAUAUAGCUAUUUGCGACGUAUAUACAGUACACUGUAAAACCUUAUCUUUUGUACAUAAAUACAUUGUCGUUUGUUGGAAAAACAAAAUGUCGAAAUGUACCUUAAGAGAUGAAAUUUGCCGACACUUUGUAUAUAAGUAAAUUAGUGAUUUUCCUAGAAAUCGCUAAAUCAAAAUGCGUCAUAGUCACCAAAUUUAGACGUCGCAAAAUAACGUGCCAUGCCAGUGACUAUAAUAACACGGCCCGGCAUAUGACGUCACAGGUUGCACAUUCAUUCGUACCAAAAGCUCUAUUAUUGUCGUAAAUAAGGUAGUAAAUUACCUUUGAAUAAAUUCUCUUAAGUCAUUUUUUAUAGAAUCCCUAAAAGGCUGUGUUUUGAAAGGCGAAAAGUUUAAGUUUAGUGAUUUGAAGCGUGUUCGUGGUAAAAGUCAUGUAAUGGGACUAUGGUUCACUUUGGUAACCGGACUGAUAUCACUAAUGUUGAGGCCGUAUUAGCGCGUUUCUGAUUCUCGAGGAAGUCGUAAUAUUAUGAAACGAUUCUUGGUAAUUUUUUUUAUGUUGUUUAAAAUAAAAGUAUUGUUUCCCAUAAUUAGUUUACUGUCUAACACGUGACCCACUCUACAUCCCGGCGCGUGUACAACUUGUUAGUGAAUCAAUAUUAUCUGCUUUGUUACGCAUUACUUAUCCAUAACUGUCGAAACGCGAUUCAUAUUUAAACGAGGUCCCUGUUUUACAACUGUUAUAGCCUUUAUUCAUUAUGGUGGGACCCGAGCUUGUAUGGCUUGGCUUGUAUGGUUUUGGAAAAAGGAAAGCAGCAAUGGCAUCUAUUACCAACUGGGUUAUAUUUUACUUUGGAUUUUGCACGCAUGUUUUUCCUUAAAAUCUCUUAAUGUUUGAGGACAUAAGAUAUCUGUAAAGCCGAAGAGAUAGAUUCACCUGGUUCUUGAGCUUUCUUCUUAGAAAAAGUUCUCAACAUGGGGGCUGGUAGCCUCCCAGGCAGACGUUCUUGGGGGUUCGUCACGCGUUCGGGCACCACUUAGUGGGGUAGGAACGCGUGACGAACCCCUAAGAACGUCUGCGUGGGAAGCUAGGGGGCUGGUGGAGUUCAAGACUUUGUAAACCCCCAGUUUUGGUUUAGGCCCUCUGCACUGAUGAGCAGGUAGACGUGAGUCAAGUCAUUCUCCUUUCGUUACAAAACCUAAACGAUUUCUAGGUUCUAAGAAAAUGUCGUUAAAAUGUCCUUCCAGUUGCUGCAAGAUCCCUUGGAGAUAUAUUAGUUCUGUUUAAUUAACUCUGUCACGCGAUUUUUUGAUAUUAUUAAAGAUUUAAGGACAUAAAUAUCUCCAACGUGCUUUGGUACACUAAUAUGAGCUUGUUCGACCUUUUUGCCCGAAGGGUUAUUUAACAGACUUCUUCGAGGUCCUAUUACCAGAAGAAGUAAGCGGAUCAAAGGAUUACUACCCCAACCUUCAACCCCCAGUUUACGCAAGAAGGGUAACGCGAGGGUUACCCUCCAAGAGCUACCCUCCAUGUAAACAAGACCUAAGUCAAAAUUGCCUAGCAUUCUUGGGUUUUCUUGAGGGACAAUGAGAAGAGACUAUGUAAUUUAUUUCAACUGUUGUAAUAUAUGCAUUGAAAUAAGAUAAGAGACUUAUCUCUACUUGGAUGGUGUGUGAAAAAAAAAAAGUAAGGAGAAAAUUCCCCGACAAAUCCCUCAAAAUUCCAGGUCAAAAGCUUUCAAAAGCUGAUUGGGACGCUCCCAUCGCAUCAAAAAAUCACAGUCGUGUAUUAUCAGGCAAAUUUCUAUAGUCCUAUUCAAGACUACGUUCACUCGGACGAUCAAUAACAAGUUUUUAAACAUAAGUUAUCAUUUGCUAUAUCAUUUUCAUUCUGAUACAAUGGGCAACUACAUUGCUCUUUCCAGCGGCUUUAGGAUCAGGCAGCCUAAGUGGGAGCAAUUGAGUCUUAUAUAAAAAGAAUAGAUGCAUGGAUGCUUGCAAUCACAUUUGUUCAAGCUGAAUAGGGGAAAAAAUAGAUAGAACUACUGGGGAUUGAACCAAAGCGAAAAGCCCUCCAACCCACUGAGGGUGUUCUCUUGGCUGGAGAGUACAUCAAAGUCUCAGUUUAUAACCCUAAAAAUAUAGGUGUAAUUUUUUUAAUAAUAUCAACUUCGAGAGGUAUGUUCUGCAAAAUAGCCUUCUUUCACUUACGGAAUAUGACAAAAAAUACACUGAACAGUUUCUAUCAAGAUGAAUCUGAAAUACUUUUCAUGCAUUUAUUUCGCCCAAGUUGGAUCAGUUUGCAAUGCACUUCAGCCUAUUAUUGCCCCCUCCACAGGGGAGGCGAAAUCCCGAGGAGGAAUCCUAGCAGCUCGCCCGUUUAUAUGGAAAAAUACUUACAGUUGAAACAUACAGUCAGCAUAAGAAGAAAAAAAUCUCGAUUUGCUUGAUCAUGGGCCUCACAGAAUAUUUUCGUAAUGAUGACGUUUCUAUUGUUCACUCACGCAAGUAAGAGAUGGUUAGGAUGACGUAAAACAGAAAUUCCCCGAAGUGAUCGCUUAGGUUGAUUUUGUGACAAUAAUAAUAACAAUAAUAAUAUUGUGCGGUUAUACUUCGAUACUCUUUUGCGUUACAUGUCAUCAGUGACAUUCUCUGGAGCAGCUGUUUUGAAAGUUAUGGACCAAGUUAAUAACACUCGUUAAGCGCAGAUGAAGUUAUAAGGUGCGUAUAAGGGCCUGUUUACAUCGAGGUGGGGGACCCCAGGUAGGUGAGGUAACCCGCAGGUUACCUGGGCUUAGGUGGGGUAACCCGCCUGUCCAUAUAAUCUCACAUUUUAAUGUAAUCACGUUUACGCUUCGGAGGGGAGGGUCCUUGGUAAAUUUUUUACAAAUUGGGGAGGGUCAAACCUGUUUUAUUCUCAACUGGGGGAGGGUCACAGUUUUUUUGGCAAGGAAAAAAUUACUCUAUAUCGCUUCUAUUUUGUAUAUACAAGCAAAGCUACCAGUCAAGAUUAUUCUUAAUUAUUUACAGGUGUCGAAAAAUUUAUAUAUCAGUAAACGAUCUUUUCCCAACUAGGAUAAUUGUCUCUCUCGACUCGUGUCCUCUUUCGCCCAUAUUUUGAUGUUUCGGGGGGGGGGGGGGGGGGGGGGGGGGGNNNNGGGGGGGGGGGGGGGGGGGGGUUGUGAUUUAUUGCUUUCAAAGCCUCGCGAACUUCCCACUGGCGCUUUCUUUCAGUCACGAAACAGUGGCGAAAGCGUUCCUUGUAGGGACAAGUGGUCCAAAAGGACAGGUAGAAUUUUGGCAGAAUACUAUUUGAGAAUUCAGUAUAUUCGUCCUGGGUUCGGGAACCACCCUAGGUCUUCAUCUUUCCACUUCUCUGGACUUGCGCUUUCACUUGUUCCCGCAGCCGAUGUGCCGCCAACAGAGUCAGAGGAGUAGCGGGCAUCCUUUUUAGAAUGGCGAGUCGGGAAACAGCAACAAUAGCCACAAGUUGCCCCAUCUGACCUCAUGAAAUCCUCGCAUUCACCACAAGCACGUUUCCCUCUUUCUACUUCUCGUACAUCCUUCCGCAUUUUCAAGUUUUCACCGUACAAUCACACGCCACGCAAUUAACUACUUUGUGCGCAGAUGAACGCUGUUAUAUGAGUAAAACUUCCAGUUUGUUAUUUUCACUUCCGGUUAUUUUUGUCUUGGGUAGGUAGGGGGGGAGGGUCAGAUGUUUUUGUUUGGGUAUUUCUGGAGGGUCAUGCAUUAAUCCAUUCCAGGAAGUGAGAGGGCCACGACUUUUUUCGCAAAAAAAUUCUAAAAUACCUCAUCCCGCCCCCCCACCCCAAUAAAAAACGUAAGACCAGUGAAUCAACGGCUAGUUUACCACUAGCAGAACGAUAGACCAUUUAAUUCUGUGCAGACGUAUUUCCUGCUCACAUAUGUCCUUCUACAGUGUAUAAAGAUUUUCUUAAAGUAUUGUCUUCAUAGUCAGAAAAAAAACUAGAACGUGUAAGCGUAAAUCCAAGGCUUAUUUUCCGGCUAUGAAAGAGAAAUAGUGAAAAAUUGCGAAUUCAAAUCAAAUCUUUUCUGAAGGUUUAGAAUAAAAUAUUCGUGAAAAUGAGAAUAAUUUGAUUAAAGCUGUGUAAAUCGAACUGAAUAAGUGCAUGGAACUUUUGCGUUUCCUGUUUUCAUCUCACCUAUUGUAUGGAAUAGUGUGAAAAUCUUUAUUAUUGAUCGGUAUAGAUAUUUCAGCGAGCUACACAACGACCAAGAAUCCGCUAUUCAGACCGACAACAUGCAAAGCAAAGUUUAGCUGUAGUGUCAACUAUAUAUUACUCAUAAACUGCAAGCAGGGUUAAGACAAUUGGUUCUAGUAGGCUGCAUUAUGUAGAAAAAUUCUGCUGCUCACCUGGUGUUUAGAAGUCGAAUCUUGUAACAUACAAAACCGGUACUUAAAAUCACCUAAAAGUACUACUUCUUACGUACAAGGAAAAUAAUGGCAUGGUUCCAAAAUUAACUGUUGGUCUCCUUUAGCCGUAUACUCCGACCAGGUAUCCGGUAAGAUCCUCUUCAAAAAAUCUUCCCUGAUCUUCCUGCAAUACUAAAGUCUAAUCUCAAGACUUAUGGAGACAGAUCUUUGGAAUACAUUACCUAAUAGCAUAAGAUCAACCCAAUCCCUAAAUGUGUUUAAAAAAUACAGCCUAUCUUUUAAAAGAAGCUUUUUAUUAGUUAUAUUUUAUAUUAUUUUGCCAAAGUAGGUAACUUGCAUUGCCUUUCUUUUCAUAGAGAGAAUUGUUUUCCUUUGAUGAAAAGUCACACAUAUGGCUUCAGCCAUUUUCAGCGCUGAUCAACUGCAUGUUCCCUGUGGAAUAUGUGUAUGCGGAUUGGAUUGGCUGCCGAGCACACAGCAGAGCUAGGCGUGCUGACCCAGAGUGUCCAACAUGUCCAAAUGAACGAAUCAAAGACACCGGAAGCCAGGUUGAAGGAUUCUGCAUACCUGACUUUGCAGUAAGGAAAAAUGAUGUUGACCGAGUUUAUGGAAGCAUGGUGGAUGUAACAGAUCAUUGGAAGCCUGACUUUGAUCACAUGAAGGUCGCUGACUCGUUCUUUGAAAGCGAUGGAAAGAAACAGAUACAAAUAUUCACUGCCGAACAUGUGGAAGAAGAUCCAAGAUACGCAAAGUUAAGGCUAACAAAGGAGUGGAAAGAUUGUCAUCCUCUUUUCAGGAAUGUUGACUUUCUUCAUCAUGCGUUUCUUCUUCCCGAUGCAGAUCAUCCCAUGGAUGGUUGGAAGCAAGAAUCACACAUUGGAGGAAACGCCGAUUUUUCGUACACUUUCCAUGGUCCUGUUCGUAAAUUAAAGGGUGGCGAUUUUCUUAUUUGCGAAGCGGAUGAAACGACAGUUUUUACAUACCCAGAUGCGUGGCCUGAGGCAGCGAUGGAAUGGUUGGUCCGACCGCGCCCAAGUGGCUGGCCUUCAUCUGAACUGGUUCAGGAAAUAUUCGAAUCCGGUUGUCAUUUAGCUCCCGUUGGCAGAGGAAAACGGCUUGAGGAUCCCGUUGAUUUUUACAGUUAUUGUAAUAAGCCAGAAGAAGCAGUGGUUUGUUCUUUAGUAGUUCCGACAGAAGGCAACGAAGAAAAGAGGUUCAUGGAUCAAACCGAAUGGCGCAACUCCUUUUCUUUGGCUGAAAACAAACUCGGAGAGAGUGUUUUACCCGUGCAACGGCAUGUUAUGGUACUACUAAAGAUGAUCAAGAAAUGGUAUUUUCCUGAAGUGAUUUCGACGUACUUCUUGAAGAAUCUAUUUUUUUGGGAGUGCGAGAAGAAAGGUGAGGUCUUCUGGAGAGAGGACAAGUCCGGAAACUGUCUUUUAUUCAUGCUGGAUCGUCUCCAAGAGUGCUUAGAGUCUCGCUGUUUGCCACACUACAUCAUGCCGCAAAGCAACCUCCUGUUGCAUGAAGACCCAUCCAGUCUGAAAGAAGCUGCUGCUGUGGUCGCUGACGUGAGACGCAAUAUUUUUUCAAAAACAUACAACAUGCUGAGAAGACUGCAGUCAAUGAACUAUCAGUCACAAACGUAUCUUAUAAACCUUGGUUUGCAGUUAGAAGACCAGAUGACAACAAUGCAAGAGAGAAACCUUGCAGUUGAAGAUNGACUGCAGUCAAUGAACUAUCAGUCACAAACGUAUCUUAUAAACCUUGGUUUGCAGUUAGAAGACCAGAUGACAACAAUGCAAGAGAGAAACCUUGCAGUUGAAGAUCACCGAAAGCUUCUAAUAGAUAUACACUCGGUUUUUGUGGGCAAGUGCAAGGAAGUGAUAGAUUGUCUCCAAAUGAUGGAUCGCCAGGGCAUGGAAGCGCUAAUAAAUGUGGCUUUGUGUGUUUACCAGUCACUACUCGCAAGAACGCUGUGCAAAUUGUGGUUUAUCAUUAAUGAUGACGGCACCAAUAAAAACGCAUUGAUUGAGAAGAAUUUUAAUUCCUUUGUCAAGGAGGAGAUUGGAGCUCGUUUCCUGUAUAAAGACAUUCUCUCUAUUGCACAUGUCUUCUUCCACAAUACCAGAAAAGGGAUAGAAUCUUCUAUCGCAAUUCCUAUGACAAGUGCCAUGUGGCAGUUGAGAGACGAACAGAUGAAAAUAGCUCAAGAAACCACUGAAGAAGGCAAGGUAGAAUUGAAAGCAGCGCUGGAUAUAUUUAAGUAUUUGAAACAAACAGGUAAAAACAUGAGUGAUUAUGUGACAGAAGAUGACAUUAGAAUGUUAGGGCUAGAUCCAGAAGAACUUAGAGCGUCAAUUCAAGAAUUACAAAUGCAAGGAGCCAUGAAGAAUUUUGGGAGACCAAAAAAACGCUAA